Messenger RNA from Durusdinium trenchii, 717 nucleotides. Lineage: Eukaryota; Dinophyceae; Suessiales; Symbiodiniaceae. The record is from the annotation of a GenBank genome assembly.
AUGGCGCGGGUGAUUCCCUUACAGCAGGUGGACCAGCGCUACGUCUCCCCGGGACGCCCCACCCCGCUGCUGCGCCACGCCACGCCCACCGCGUCGCCCUGGGGCGCGCGCAGCGUCACGCCGACGCAGUCGCCGGUGGUGCGGCGCGCCGCGACGCCGGUGACGACGCCGGGACAGCUGCCGGUCUACGGACAGCUGCCGGCCUUCCCCAGCUACACCGCUGCCGUGGGUGUCCCGGCCGCCCCCGUCGCCGGGCUCAGCACUUGGAGCGCGCGGCCGGCGCCCCUGGAGUUGGCGGUGGGCAUCGUGGUGCGAAUCGGCGCAGUGCAGUGCAUGAUCUCCGAGCCCUUGGGCAUGGGUUCCUUUGGCGUGGUCUGGGCGGCCAAGACCUCUGCAGCACCACAGGAGGUGGCGGUGAAGGAGAUGAUUUGCAACAGCGACACCGAGCUCGGCCGAGCGGAGUAUGAGAUCAAGCUGCUGAAGAUGCUGUCAGACCUGGUGCCCUUGCCGUUGCGCAUUCCCAGCUUCAUGUCCUCCGAGCUGGAUGGCCGACGGGUGCGCUUGGCCAUGAGUCGAUUGCCCGGACAUCCGUUGGACCGGCUCUUCGACGAGGUGGAGUUUGGGGGGGGGUUGAUGUUGGAAAACCACACGCUUCGUCGAUACAAAUCGGAAGGCUCUUCAAGAUGUCAACGGACAGCUGGCAGGACUGGUGGAUGA